Messenger RNA from Nothoprocta perdicaria, 1581 nucleotides. It is a transcript of the gene VXN, whose product is annotated as vexin. NCBI's taxonomy places the organism in Eukaryota, Metazoa, Chordata, Aves, Tinamiformes, Tinamidae. The transcript is spliced from 6 exons. The coding region runs from base 108 to 722 and encodes 204 amino acids. Gene Ontology annotation, biological process: neuron differentiation; neurogenesis. The record is from RefSeq and is a predicted model, not a curated record.
GAUCUGGACAAUGAUCACAGAGCCAGAUUGGAUUAGUGAAACCUAUUUACCAGAAGUUCAGAGCACUUGCAUGAAGCUGGAAGGCAGGCAGCGGAGAGAGGCGGAAAAUGCAUCAGAUUUACAGCUGCAGCGAUGAAAAUUUAGAAGUUUUCACCACCGUGAUUUCAUCGAAAUCGUGUAGUCCUGCCCGAAGACGAGUCAAAACUCCACAGCACAUCCUAGCGAAGAGCGUGAUAGCAGUAGCUGAUUGCCGGCCCCACCGGACAGAGCAGCCGCAGCCCCACCACGGCGACCUCCUCCACGUGCUGUAUGGAGAGGACGAGGCGCGGGGCCUGGGCCGCCUGCAGCAGGGCCCCUGCCUGCCCAAGGGCACCGCCAAGCGCAUGGGAAUUUGUGAAGAAGAGUCAUCCAAGUCCUGCAAUCACCAGUCAGAGAGAAAAUCUUCACAGUUUCCAGCAUCCUCGGUCGCCCAGACCGCAGUGAAACAGGCGGCUGCCGCCGAGGCCCCCGCAGACGACGGCGCCUUCACGGAAGACCACAGACAGCGCUCGAGGAAGACCACAGACUACGAGCUGAGCCUGCCUCCCGGAGCAGAAGCUUCUCUCCCUCUGACCGGGGGCACCCUGUGUGGGACACCCAGCCUCCUGAGGAAGAUGCUGAUGAAGCACAAGAAGAAGCCAGAGUAUCUGGGGGCAACAAACAGUGCCUUCGAGGCAGACUGACGAGUCCCAGCGCUGCUUGCAAAGACAGGAAUUGCUUUAGCCAGAACAAGAUGCUUUAGGAUCCGUGGGGAAGCCACACAGCACAGCUCAUCUGGGGAAAUGAUAUCACGGUUAUGACUUGAUGCCAUUAUCUCAGAGAGAUAGGAGAAAGGAUAACUAAGGUAAAAAAACAGCGAAUGUGAUAUGACUCACUGGCUUUCUUUGUUGUGACAUACUAGAAUCCCAAAUAUUCCAAUAGAUUUAUGUCUUGACUCGAUGCUGAAACUUUGGCUGAUUCAUUCACCAUUUUACCUGUCCUUAGUCAGCUCAGACUCAUUAAAAAAAAAAAACUACCAAGAAGUUUGUGUGCUUCUGCAACAUCAAUUACAGAGUGCCAUUAAAUCUCAGGGGUUUCUUUAUUCUGCACCACUGCUUGUCCUUUCCCCUUCUCACACCCUUUCCUCUGAAGUGCGAGUUAAAAACUGCAUCUUAUGAAAUGCUUGGUUGACUGACAUACGCUGAACAUCUUCCUCCUUCAGUUUUGAUGCUUCAAGACAGGAGUGAACGGAUGCAAAUUCUUUUUUAAAGAAUUUUUUAAAAGAAUGGUUGAGUCAGAACAUAGCAAAUUUGCAAAUAUACAUUUACCAAAUUCUGCUGACAGAUGAUUAGUGUUUUAAAGUGUCCUGCCAGAUCAAACUGUAUGAGCAACUGAGGAGAUGCUUUCUUCUAUAGGCCCUGAUUUUAUGUUAAUAGUCAACAACAUUCUGUCUGCGGGUGUGAGAGAAUAUYUCACCAAGCGCACAAGGUGCUAGAGAGGAGACACAUAAAUGGUGUGACUGYGUAUAGGAGACCUGAGCUUAUCAGCUGAUAAGUUUAAUGA